Messenger RNA from Symbiodinium sp. CCMP2592, 984 nucleotides. The record is from the annotation of a GenBank genome assembly. Lineage: Eukaryota; Dinophyceae; Suessiales; Symbiodiniaceae.
AUGGAGCGAGCCAAGCUUUUGCAGCAGAAGCAAUCCCAUGUAUAUCAGACGGCACCACCAACACUAGGACCUUGCGCAACGAAGCCAAAUGCCUACUGGCAGCCAACACAACUGCUGACAGAAAAGGAGCAGAAAGCGGUUGCGAUUCGAUUCGCACAGCAGUCCAGGGUGCGCAUCAGACUAAAAACUGGUGAACAAGGUUGCGGCCACAACUUCCUCUUUGCUGCGAAGGCGUGCCUGUCUGGGCAUUGUGAUCCCUGUGCGAUGGGAGGCAUCACUUGCGUCUUCAAGUCCUGGGAGUCGUGGAGCUCCUGCUCCCAAGCGUGCGAAGGAGGUGUGGAGGAGCGCAAACGUGGGGUUACUGAGGGCGUUGCUAGCUCACACGGCGGGGGCUGCGAUGGUGCCUUGGUGACUGUGCGGUCCUGCAACACGCACCGCUGUGGGCAGAGCUGCCUGCCGGUCGACUGCAAGUGGGGCAAGUGGAGCGAAUGGAGUGCUUGCUCCAAGUGCGCUGGACAGAAGACGAGACAUCGCCGGGUGGUCAGGGUCCCCGAGUGUGGCGGCCGGCGCUGCAAGGAGGGCGAUGCCGAGGAGAUUGCAAAGUGUCCCCGGAAUUGUCAUGGAGAGCCAAUUUGCAUGUGGUCCGACUGGAGCACCUUCAGCAAGUGCACCGUGAGUUGCGGUCUUGGUCGCAAAAAGCGCUCUCGGCGUCUGCAAGUGGUUCACACCACACCACAGUUGGAAGCUGCGUACGAGUCGCUGGAGCGGCUGGAUGGCCAUGUGCAGAAGCUUGAGAGCAAGCGGCUCAAGAUCCGAUUCCUGGCCUUCGUGGCCGGCCCAUCAGCAAUGCUAAUGGUCUUCGCGGCAAUGAGGGUUUGGUCGCGAUCUGCGCGUGAGGACUCGGCUGAGCGCGCUAGUGUCCUUGAGAUGUCGGAGAGCCUUGUAGAGAACGCAGAGCAGCACACAUCCUUCGAUGCACUGUAA